Protopolystoma xenopodis is the source of this 453-nucleotide messenger RNA. The record is from the annotation of a GenBank genome assembly. NCBI's taxonomy places the organism in Eukaryota, Metazoa, Platyhelminthes, Monogenea, Polystomatidea, Polystomatidae.
AUGCUAAAACAAUCUGCUGGACAUUCUUGGUAUUUCUACACUUUAACAAAACACAUCUGCUGGCCGAAACUCGGCCAUCGUAUCGCUGUACUGCAUGUCCCUCCAACUCGAGUCCACUCUUCUCUCCUCCCUUUUCAGGGCUACUCAGGUCCAAGGCUCCAUUGGUCCAACCUCGACGCCAACCAUGCUUCGGGCGACUCAUCUGCUCGACCAGUCGGCGGUUUCGUCGAGUGCCAGGUCUGUCGGUCCGGCUGCCUGUCGGUCUGUCCAGGCCCGGCUCCUGCCUGCCUCGGUCCCACGGGACUGCACAUGUUGCGAGCUAUUCCGCUGGCCGUGCAGAACUUCUGCAUCACCAUCUGCCUGCUCACGGGCACCGUGAUCUUCCGGAUGCGAAGGACUCGGGUAAGCGGUGUACCUCAUCUUCUUGUCCGCGUUUAUGAGGCCAGAAACUGA